Formica exsecta is the source of this 3316-nucleotide messenger RNA. RefSeq names its product ecdysone 20-monooxygenase (gene shd). Gene Ontology annotation, molecular function: iron ion binding; monooxygenase activity; heme binding. The coding region runs from base 357 to 1952 and encodes 531 amino acids. The transcript has 11 exons. The record is from RefSeq and is a predicted model, not a curated record. Lineage: Eukaryota; Metazoa; Arthropoda; Insecta; Hymenoptera; Formicidae.
GUAUGCGUCCGCUUCGCGGUCGUUUGUUCUUAUUACAAUCCCGGGGUACCCGAUCGUCGUCAUCGCACACUACCCACCUGUGGCACGCGAGAGAGGCGUUCGGAUUUCCGGGUUCCCGCGGCGCGAGAGUGGGCCCUCGCGCGCGCCGAUCACUCGCCGAUCGUGCGAGCGAGCAGGAGUCAAGUGUAUACCCAGAGUCAGAGAGUGAGAAGAAUUCGGCGCGGAUAAGUCGUCGUUUGGCGAGAGAUAGCGGCGCGCGCGAGACACGCCAGAGCGGGAUAUGCGUGCGAUUUGCUGAUCGAUACAUGGACGGUGUGGGCGAGAGGCGCCGAAGUAACACGUCCAAGUAAAACGACAUGGGAUUCGACUGGAGGAUGCUGCUGUCCGGAGCGUGGUUCGAGACUAUCGCGGGAGCGUUGCUCGCGAUCCUGGUGCUGGCCACCGGUUACAGGCCACCCUGGUGGUUCUGGACCAGAAACUACAACGCGAACGUUGACGCGGGCGACAACAGCAGGAAAUUCAAGACGGCGCGCGAUGUGCCGGGUCCGUUUGCCCUGCCAAUUCUCGGCACCAGGUGGAUAUAUUCCCGCUUCGGUUACUACAGCUUGAACAAGAUCCACGAAGCGUAUAAAGAUCUGAAUCGGCGAUACGGGUCGUUGUGCAAGGAGGAGGCGCUGUGGAACUGCCUCGUGGUGUCCGUGUUUGCCCGUCGCGACAUCGAGGCUAUCCUGAAACGGGGUUCGCGAUACCCGCUUCGUCCUCCGCAGGAGGUCAUAUCCCACUACCGGCGCUCCCGGCGCGAUCGUUACACCAACCUUGGUCUGGUCAACGAGCAAGGAGCAACCUGGCAAAAGCUUCGCGCCGCCUUAACGCCGGAACUCACUGGGGCCGGUACCGUAUUCGGUUUCUUCCCGGCACUCAACAUAGUCACCGACGGAUUCAUCGACCUAAUCCGCAAACGAAGAGCGGAAUUUACCGUGAAAGGCUUCGAGGAACUCGCUUACAGAAUGGGACUCGAGAGUACAUGCACGUUGAUCUUGGGACGUCACUUAGGCUUCCUAAAACCAAAUUCCACCAGUACAAUUACAACGAGAUUAGCGGAAGCGGUCAGGAUUCACUUCACGGCCUCACGCGACGCCUUUUACGGCCUACCGCUUUGGAAGUUGCUACCGACAUCUGCGUAUAGGCAGCUAAUAGAGAGCGAGGAUACUAUAUACAAUAUUAUCUCGGAGCUCGUGGAGGCGACCGUAUUAGAGAAGCAAGACGACGCCAGAGACGAAUCCGUCGAGGCGGUAUUCCUGUCUAUUUUGCGACAGAAAGAUCUCGACAUGAGAGAUAAGAAGGCCGCCAUAGUGGAUUUCAUAGCGGCAGGGAUACACACACUAGGUAACACGCUGGUGUUCCUUUUCAACUUGAUCGGCCGUAAUCCCGAAGUGCAGGAAGCUCUUUACAACGAGGCGCAGUCCCUGGCGCCUCCCGGUUGCGAUCUCACGGUGGAUGAUCUCCGAACGGCGAAGUAUUUACGCGCCUGCAUCACAGAAUCCUUCAGAAUUAUGCCCACGACGCCUUGCAUAGCCCGCAUACUAGAUGAGCCUAUAGAACUGGAAGGAUACCGUCUCGAUCCCGGAACAGUAGUGUUGUUGCAUACGUGGAUAGCAGGAUUGAGCGACGACAAUUUCAAAGACGCGUCCAAGUGCCUGCCGGAGAGAUGGUUGAAACCUAUGGCACCUCACUCGCCCUUAUUGGUAGCUCCCUUCGGCGCCGGUAGAAGGAUAUGUCCGGGAAAACGUUUCGUGGAGCUCGCGCUGCAGCUUAUUCUGGCAAAGAUCGUUCGGGAAUUCGAGAUCGUUGUCGAGGAAGAGCUUGGCUUGCAGUUUGAAUUUAUCCUGGCGCCGCAGAGUCCUGUAUCCCUCGGAUUCCGGGAUCGUAUGUCGAGGACCGAGAUGACCUGAACGAAUCUAUUCGCUUUUUCAUCGGCGAAUGUUUAUCGAACAAUGAAUAUUAAUUGAAUGAACAAAUGGUUGGUUCGAUUGUCAUCGAGCGGAACUUCGCACGUGCUUUGCUCCCUUCGCGUUCGGUUUCCGGGUCGGCGCUCUUCGUUUUUUUCAUCGAUUGAUUUCCGAGUGUUAGAUUUUAUGUUUAUAUAUUAUUUAUAAGAUUCUUUUUAAUUCGUUGAAAAGGAGCUCCGUUCGUCCAUCGAGGGAGAGGGAAGGGAGGUGGGAAGAGUAUUUGUCGUUACUCUUAUAUACUUAAUGUUAUAAUAUUUAUAUUUAGUUGCAAGGAAAAUGUGUAUGUGUAAACAAUCGGGAUCUUCUUACCUUUUAAGACAUUGACGCAUAUUGCAUGCUAUGCCCCGUAUCGUGUGUCACUCUUUUUCUCUUUCUUAUCAUGUAUUAUAAAAAGAAAUUUUUAGUCAAAACUCUUGCCAUGUCGGGCAAAACGUUAUUUCGUCCUUGUAAUAUAAAUUAUUGAAAUAAUAAAAUUAUAAAUUAAUUUAAAAAAAGAAAGAUGGGGAUGGGGGAGACGGCAAUGCGAAUGCAAAUGUGCUCGCGGGUUUCUUAGUCACCCCAUUUAGUUUUAUCCACGAUAACUACAAUAAUAAUUAAUAAAAUAGUCACUGUACAUAUAUACAUAAACACAAAAAGAAAUGUUGAUCUCGUAUUUGUUGCAUAAAAAAUUAUAUAUACGCUGUAAUGUUCAUUUAAUGUGAUUUAAUAUGUGAUAUUUAUUUGAAUUGUUUUUAUCAAAGCUCACCAGAGUGUCAUUUCGUACAGUUGUCGAGAUCAACUGUUGGGGUGACCGAGUUACCUCGCAUCGUAAAAUCACGAGAUAGAUCAUACGCCCAUUUACGAUAUUAUACUCUGUCAACGGCGUAGAGAAAAAAAGCGGCAGAUUUAAUUAUAUAAUUUAUAGUUAUUUAUUUUUUUCUCUGAGCUGCGCGCGCGUAUUUUUCGUUUACGAUGAAAGUAAGACGAUCCCGAUAUGUUGUCUAUCGAUUGCGCGCACCGAUUGACUAGCUGUGGCUACAUGUUAUAUUUACGUUAUCGUACGAAAGAUUUAUAUGCAACGUAAUCCGUUGACUAUCGAAAAAAAUUCGUUUUUUUCGAAUUAUUACGCUUUUUAAAAAGCGUCGGUGCCGAAAUUUAUAUUAUACUUAUUGGAGAGUGAUCUCAUUAAACAUCUCUGUCGGUUUUUUCGCGCGGUUUUUCAUGCAACUUGAAAAUGGAUCGUUGUUAAAAAUGAUCGUUGAUUUAUAUCCUUGUACAUAAAAUAUGUAGAUAUUUCUGGUUGAAAAUAUAAUGGAUAAAAAAGAAAU